AUGUUCCUCCAGGCCAACCGAUGCGGCGGCUGCCUGAUUAACCCGUCUGCGGCCGCCUCGAGCGCGGCGCAUAGCUCGGGGCUUAUCUCGACGGCGGCAGGCACAUCGAUGGGCCGGAGCGCGGCCUGGUGCGGUGCCGCGGGGCGAUACCCGCCGCGGGUCUCGAGGUGGGCGCGCUCGGCCUCGGCCAGCAGCACAAGGUACUGGCGGACCUCGAUGGAAGACUUAUUGGAGUCGACGUUGCCUGCGACGAUGCGCGCCGCGAUUCCCGGCGUGUCGUCGCGACCCAGCCGGGCUAGCGCGGUGAAGAAGAACCUCUUCUCGGCCACAGACCAGGUCACGGCGCCAAUCUGCGUGUCCUUAAGUACGCCUCUUGCGCCGGGACAGAUCCGCCUCCGUGACUACCAGGAAGAGUGCAUACAGUCCGUCCUAAAUUCCCUCCAGGGCGGCCAUAAGCGCUUGGGCAUAUCGCUCGCCACCGGUUCCGGCAAGACCGUCAUCUUCACUCAGCUGAUCGAGCGCAUCCAACCCGGUCCCGAGGGAGCCAGGCAGACGUUGAUCCUGGCCCACAGGCGAGAGCUCGUCGAGCAAGCCGCGCGCCACUGCACCUUGGCUUACCCAGGCAAGUCCGUCGAGAUCGAGAUGGGCAACAUGCACGCGUCGGGAUUCGCCGACAUCACCAUCGCUAGCGUACAGAGCAUCACCUCCGGGGACCGCAUCGGCAAAUUCGACUAUAGACGGUUUAAGCUGGUCCUUGUCGACGAGGCGCACCAUAUCGUCGCGCCAGGGUACCUAAGGACCCUUGAGCACUUUAAGCUGCACCAGAAGACCGAGGAAUCGCCGAUACUUGUCGGCGUGUCCGCGACGUUCUCCCGCUUUGACGGGCUUCAGCUAGGCGCUGCCAUCGAUGAGAUAGUGUACCAUAAGGACUAUGUCGACAUGAUUGGUGAGAAGUGGUUGUCGGAUGUCAUAUUCACAACCGUUGACUCCACCGCAAACAUGAUGAACGUCAGAAAAAACGCACACGGAGACUUCCACGUUUCCGAUUUGUCUAACGUGGUGAAUACCGAGGAGGUGAACGAGAUCACCGUACGUAGUUGGUUAGCCAGGGCCGCUGCGAGAAAAUCUACCUUGGUCUUCUGCGUGGACCUUAAUCAUGUCGUCGGGUUGACUCAGACGUUCCGCCGACACGGCGUCGAUGCCAGAUUCAUCACGGGAGAAACGCCUAAGCUCGAGAGGAGCGAGCGUCUCGACGCUUUCAAGCGUUACGAAUUCCCGGUGCUGGUCAACUGUAGCGUCUUCACCGAAGGAACCGACAUUCCUAACAUUGAUUGCGUCGUUCUAGGACGCCCGACUCGCUCCCGCAAUCUACUGGUGCAGAUGAUAGGGAGAGGGAUGAGGCUUCAUCCCAACAAGACCAACUGCCACGUCAUCGACAUGGUGUCGAGCCUAGCUACGGGCAUAGUCACCACCCCCACGUUAUUCGGCCUCAAUCCGUCUGAAGUGGUCCAGGAAGCAACCAUCACCGAUAUGCAGGAAAUCAAAGAAAGACAGGAGGCGGAGGUGGAGCGGCAGGCGCUGGUUGCCGCGCCCUCCCCUGAUCCGGAAGGCCAGUCAAAAUCCCACAGGGUCACAUUUAUCGAGUAUGAUUCGGUCUUCGACUUGAUCGCGGAUACAUCUGGCGAAAUGCAUAUUCGAAAAAUUAGCCAGUACGCCUGGGUACAGGUUGGGGAAGAGAGGUAUAUAUUGUCGGGUCCAAGGGGGUCCUAUGUGAGGUUGGAAAAAGCCGAGAACGGGUCCAAUUUUGAGGCCUUCGAGAUCCGGGCCCUCCCCGGCCGGGGAAAAGGGUCUCAAUACGCCAGGCCUCGCAAGAUACUGGAAGCACCCAACCUUACCAGCGCUAUACACGGUAGUGAUAGUUUUGUGUCUGGGAGAUAUCCAUAUUACUUUAUUGCAUGGAAGCAGAAGUGGCGGGGCGGGGAGCCGACUGAAGGCCAGCUCGAGAUGCUGAACAAAUACCGAGAUGACGAUAAACAGCUGACAAAGGACGAUGUCACGAAAGGAAAAGCUAUGGAUAUGAUCACGAAAAUAAAACAUGGUGCCCGAGGUCGAUUUGCUACCCUUGGGAUCGAACGUCGGAAACAAGAAAAGCUGCUUGCAGCGCAAGAGCAGGAAAAGUCGCUACAUCUUCGAGAAAAGGUCACUGUUGGGCCUCUGGCUGCCUGA
Molecule: messenger RNA, 2226 nt
Organism: Durotheca rogersii
Lineage: Eukaryota; Fungi; Ascomycota; Sordariomycetes; Xylariales; Xylariaceae
Product: P-loop containing nucleoside triphosphate hydrolase protein
Exons: 3
Coding region: 1-2226 (741 amino acids)
Molecular function (GO): hydrolase activity; ATP binding; DNA binding
Source: RefSeq, a predicted model, not a curated record